AUGAGGAGGUUACAGUCCAUGAGAUGGUUUAGUUUUCCCUGGUUGAGGAGAGAGACCACACAGACUGAGACCAGCCCACUCAUACCAAAGACAGACACAGAUAGAGAGUUGUCAGGAGUCCUCCAGGGGACUGACGAGAGCAGCACAGAAGAACAGGCUCCAGAACCAGGACCAAAUGAUGGACCAGGGAACCAGGGUAGAACCAGGGAGUUAAAACCCAGAGCCCGUAGCAAGCCCUUCUCCCUGAGAGACUGCCUUCUCAAGUACCUCCUGUUCUUCAGCAACCUCCUCUUCACGGUGCUAGGCCUGGUGGUCCUGGCCCUGGGACUGUGGGGCCUCAUCAGCAAGGAAUCCUUCGCUCAGGAGAAAAUAGGACAGAUCAGCACCGACCCCAUGCUGGUGUUUGUGGUGCUGGGCUUGGUGCUGUCUACCCUCUGCCUGUCAGGCUGUGUGGGGGCUCUGAGAGAGAACUGCUGCCUGCUCCAGGUCUUCUCAGCCACCGUGCUGGUCCUGGUAGCAGCCCAGGUCCUAGCGGCCAUUGUGGCCUACAGCCUGCAGGGGCAGAUAGAGGGAUACCUGAGGUCAGGUAUGCUGGCUGCCAUGGUACGUUACCAGGAUGACCUGGACCUGAGGUUCAUCACAGAUGAGAUCCAGAUAGGACUGCAGUGCUGCGGGGCCGACACCUACAGAGACUGGGAGGUCAACAUGUACUAUAACUGCUCUGCCCCGGGGGUGCUGUCCUGUGGAGUCCCUGCUACCUGCUGUGUGGACCCCCUGGAGAACGGCACGGUGUGGAACUCCCAGUGUGGAGUAGGAUCCCAGCAGCUGGAUGAGUUCUCUGCUCAGAGCAUCAUCUUCCUGGGGGGCUGUCUGGGGGGCAUGUCCCGCUGGAUAGAGCAGCACACAGGCCUGAUAGGAUCCGUGGGUAUCGUCCUACUGGGGGUUCAGAUCAUCACUCUGUUCAUCACCACACGACUGAUGGAUAACAUCCAGUGCAGUAAAGCUACAAGUUAAUAAGACCCAGUGGAGGAAAGCUACAAGAUAACAUCUAGUGGAGGAAAGCUACAAGAUAACAUAUAGUGGAGUAAUGCUACAAGAUAACAUCAAGUGGAGUAAAGCUACAAGAUAAUAACAUAUAGUGGAGUAAUACUACCAGAUAAAAUCAAGUGGAGUAAAGCUACAAGAUAACAUAUAGUGGAGCAAGCUACAAGAUAACAUAUAGUGGAGUAAUGCUACAAGAUAACAUCAAGUGGAGUAAAGCCACAAGAUAAUAACAUAUAGUGGAGUAAAGCUACAAGAUAAUAACAUCUA
Molecule: messenger RNA, 1311 nt
Organism: Oncorhynchus masou masou (cherry salmon)
Lineage: Eukaryota; Metazoa; Chordata; Actinopteri; Salmoniformes; Salmonidae
Product: tetraspanin-10-like
Exons: 3
Coding region: 1-1014 (337 amino acids)
Cellular component (GO): plasma membrane
Source: RefSeq, a predicted model, not a curated record